Messenger RNA from Culicoides brevitarsis, 534 nucleotides. Its product is annotated as tRNA-specific adenosine deaminase 2. Gene Ontology annotation, molecular function: tRNA-specific adenosine-34 deaminase activity. Gene Ontology annotation, biological process: tRNA wobble adenosine to inosine editing. Lineage: Eukaryota; Metazoa; Arthropoda; Insecta; Diptera; Ceratopogonidae. The record is from RefSeq and is a predicted model, not a curated record. The transcript has a single exon. Gene Ontology annotation, cellular component: cytoplasm; nucleus. The coding region runs from base 1 to 483 and encodes 160 amino acids.
AUGGAAUUUAUGGAAGACGCCCUCAAAAACGCCCAAGAAGCCUUCGAACGCAAAGAAGUGCCCGUUGGGUGCGUCUUCAUCUACAAAAAUGAAAUAAUUGCGCGUGGCAGUAACGAAGUGAACGAAACAAAAAAUGCCACGCGUCAUGCCGAAAUGAUCUGCAUCGAUCUAGUCUUAAGUUAUUGUAAGAAAUUGAAUUUGGACCCGCAAGAGGUCUUUCGUGAAAUUGUCGUCGUUGUCACUGUCGAGCCAUGCAUCAUGUGUGCGGCGGCAUUGCACAAUCUUAGUGUUAAGGAAAUCGUGUUUGGGUGCAAGAAUGACCGAUUUGGCGGAACAACCGUCGUUAAUGUCUUUGAAUUACUACAAUCUAGUGUGAAAAUUGUGGGCGGCGUUCGCGAUACCGAAGCAAUGGAUUUAUUGAAAGAAUUUUAUAAAGGGGAGAACCCAUCGGCGCCGCUGCCCAAAACUAAGAGAAAAGUUUAAAUAAAUCAUAUUUUUUGAUAUUAAUAAGUAAGGAAACUCGAUUUUUUAAUU